UUGGUUGAAAUCAGCAGUAUCGUUUGAAAGUGCCCGAUUGUGAAUGGGCCGUUCAUCUUUUGUGAGUCUCUCGCCGAUACGAGACACAUCUCCACACAGAGAUGGAGAUACUUCACGUUUUACACGUUUUCGUCCGAUCACUGAUGUUUCUGCUGCUGUGGUCAAAGUGUGAAGGAAGAGAGUCGGAGCUGAACACCGUGACCUGCGGCUCUCUGCUCAAACUGCUCAACACCAGACACAACGUCCGUCUGCAUUCCCACGAUGUCAAAUAUGGCUCAGGCAGUGGACAGCAAUCUGUAACUGGAGUUGAGAUUGCGGAUGAUGCCAACAGUUAUUGGCAGAUUCGUGGAAAGCCCAACCGCCCCUGUCAGCGGGGGGAGGCCAUCAAGUGUGGUCAGGGCAUCCGCAUCACACACAUGAAGACUGGGCGAAACCUCCACACACACCACUUCAGCUCACCCCUGUCUAAUAACCAGGAGGUCAGCGCUUUUGGAGAGAACGGCGAGGGAGACAAUCUGGACGUGUGGGCGGUCCAGUGUGAUGGCAUCCACUGGGAGCGCGAGGAGGAUGUGCGCUUCAAACACGUGGGCACCGACGUCUUCCUGAGUGUGACCGGGGAGCAGUACGGCCACCCCAUCCGCGGCCAGAGGGAGGUGCACGGCAUGAGUUCUGCUAACCAGAACAACUGGUGGCGCUCCAUGGAGGGCGUCUUCCUGCAGCCCAGCCAGAUGCCGCUGCGCCACGACGAGCUGUGAGCCACCGGCAUGACGACGAACAUAGGAGCUUCAGGAAAGUGGAAGGUUAAUAGCUUUCCUGGACCAAACCACAUCAUGUUUGAAUAAUGUUGAAUUUGACUGAUGAAUCAUCUCUGUUCAUGUAAAGCACUCGGGGUGGUCAUAGGCCAUAGAAUUAAGAUUUCACAACAGUUUAAAGAAGAUCGAUGUAAUGUAUGUACUAGUGGAGCCAUAUGGACUAUAUCAGUUUCUUCCCAAGUACAUUUCUUAAGGGAGAAAACACAAAAAGGCUGAAUUACCAGCUAGGCACAGUAACCACUAACUGAAAGACCCACAAUCACUGUUUACUGUACACAUCUGAAAAACUAUAUCAAUUGAAAUGUUGAAAGGGCCCUGUGCCAAAUAAAACCUUCGUUUUAGUGCAAAUGUUGCCCGUGUGAUUUAAAAAAUGGUUUAUCAAUCAUUGGCUGGUGUUUCUCUUGGUUCUGGAACACCUUUUGAUGUUAAGCUCAUGUUCAUGUUUAAUUUGUGAUCUUGUAAACAUUUUUAAAUAGUGGGGAUGUUUUCAGAAAUAAUGAGUUGAAUGUCUUUUAUUUAUCAGUAGUUGGUGGGAAAACAGCCCACUUUCACCCCCAAGUCAUGCGGCAGACAAUCUGCCUCUGUUAGAGUUCUAUAAUUCCCUUUUGCGUGUUUGUGACAGGUGAGUGGCUUGGCAGUGUGACCACAUCAGAGUGGCCACACUGCCAUCUUCUCUUCACCUUCAUGUAUUCAUGCGGGGGAUCCUAUGUUAAGAAUCAAACAUUUGCACACUGUAUGUAUGAAAUAUAAAGGUCUACUUCAAAAAUGAAAUUAUUUGCGUAAGAUACUUUUUUUAAACAAAGUCAAUGGUGCUGUUGGACUUUGUAGUCCCUUAAACAAUCUCAUAAACACAAAUCCUAACAUCCCCAUAACACAGCAUGAUAACGUUCAUUAGAGUUUGGUAAAUGGUAACUUGUUUCAAGCAUUGCGCCCAGUUUGUAAUGCAUGCUCUCUGCAAAUGGGUCAAAAUGUCAAAGCUUCUGCAGACAACAGGAGGCAGUAUGCUCUUUUCACAGGCAUAGUAGUAUUCAAUGUAACAAGUUCAAUUACCUUUGUUUUUAAAACCCUUUAAUUGAAAGAAACGUCAUAUAUUUUGGGCUUAGGUUUGUCUGCGAUGUACAGGGUGCAUUUUCCUAAACAAUUCAUCUGUAUUCCAGCAAGAGACAUUUGUUUUAGUAAUCUUAUAUCCAAUUCUGAAAUAAAGGCUAACAAGUGUU
Gymnodraco acuticeps is the source of this 2029-nucleotide messenger RNA. It is a transcript of the gene sdf2l1, whose product is annotated as stromal cell-derived factor 2-like 1. Bases 102 to 755 code for a protein of 217 amino acids. Lineage: Eukaryota; Metazoa; Chordata; Actinopteri; Perciformes; Bathydraconidae. The transcript has 3 exons. The record is from RefSeq and is a predicted model, not a curated record.